Ilex paraguariensis (yerba mate) is the source of this 2099-nucleotide messenger RNA. The record is from the annotation of a GenBank genome assembly. NCBI's taxonomy places the organism in Eukaryota, Viridiplantae, Streptophyta, Magnoliopsida, Aquifoliales, Aquifoliaceae.
UACUCUUUAGUUUCUUCAACCCACCUUUAAUUGUGAUUUGUGUCUCUAUAUAAUUAUAAAACUGCUCUGAUCGUUUUAGCACCGAGAAAUAUAAGCAGAUUUCUGAAACUUGGUGGUGAAUUGGAGUUCUUACUAGGGUCCGUGUGGUGUUUGAUUAAUUGUCGCAGUUAGAAAUUCAAUUUUGAUUUGUUUGUUUUUGGCGUGAAGUUGGGUGAGUUUUGGAUUACGAUUUCAGUGGAUUGCAGAGAUCAUGGGUGGUAAAAGUUCGAAAGGUACAAGUCGGAGGCAAUUUUCAUCAUCCAGUUCAUAUUCGUUUAAUAACCAUGGCUACCCACAAUCGCCAUACCCUGAACAGAAUCCAGUAUACACUCCUCGGCAUCACCAUGCACCUUCACCUUACCAUUAUGGGUCUCAAACCCCUCAGCCACAACGGAGAUUGGAUCGGAGAUAUUCGAGGAUAGCUGACAAUUACCGCACUCUGGAAGAGGUUACUGCUGCCCUUGCAGAGGCUGGACUAGAGUCUUCUAAUCUCAUUGUUGGCAUUGAUUUCACCAAGAGCAACGAGUGGACAGGUGCAAGAUCAUUCAGAAGGCGAAGCUUACAUCACCUUGGAAAUGAUCAAAAUCCAUAUGAACAAGCAAUAUCCAUCAUUGGGAAAACAUUAUCUGCUUUUGAUGAGGAUAACUUGAUUCCCUGUUUUGGAUUUGGAGAUGCCUCAACACAUGACCAAGAUGUCUUCAGUUUCUAUCCAGAUGCAAGGUUUUGUGAGGGGUUUGAGGACGUAUUGGGACGGUACAGAGAAAUAGUUCCCCAACUUCGACUUGCAGGACCCACAUCGUUUGCCCCAAUUAUUGAAAUGGCAAUGACUAUUGUUGAGGAAAGUGGUGGCCAGUAUCAUGUUUUGUUGAUAAUUGCUGAUGGUCAGGUGACGAGAAGUGUUGACAUGAAGCAUGGUCAGCUCAGUCCACAAGAGCAAAAGACUAUUGAUGCUAUUGUGAAAGCAAGUGAGCUCCCCUUGUCCAUUAUUUUGGUUGGGGUUGGAGAUGGUCCUUGGGACAUGAUGAGGGAGUUUGAUGAUAACAUCCCUGCUCGAGCCUUUGAUAACUUUCAAUUUGUGAAUUUUACUGAAAUUAUGUCGAGGAAUGCGGAUCCAUUGAGAAAACAGACAGAAUUUGCUCUUGCUUCCUUGAUGGAAAUACCAUCUCAAUAUAAAGCGACUAUUGAGCUCAAUUUACUGGGUCGUCGGAUGGGUAAUGCUCCAGACAUGGUCCCUCUUCCACCGCCUAUGUACGGCACAAAUUCUUCCAAUGGUAGCUCAAAACCUUAUCGUACAGGCAGUUUCCACCAGAGUACAUCUCCUUAUACUGGUUAUGACACUGCAGUCCGAACUGCUCCAUCUUCAAGUUCUCUUUAUGAUAACAAGGUUUGCCCCGUUUGUCUUGGUAAUCCAAAGGACAUGGCUUUCGGCUGUGGCCAUCAGACUUGUUGUGACUGCGGAGUAGACCUUGAUUCAUGUCCAAUUUGCCGGAGUGCAAUCAAAACCAGAAUUAAACUCUAUUCAUAGGCUUCUCUACAUGCAUCUCAGCAAUUUCUUGCUUCUCUCGAUUUUAGCUGUCUUCUUGCCCCUGUGCUGUACCAGAUGCCAUGAUGUAGAGGGAAGACAAGGGUUAAAAUAGUGCCUUGAUUGAUGUGCCUUUCAGCCGCGGAAAUCACAAAAUCAUCACAAUCACCCAUUCCCUGGAAAUCGUUAAUCUUAGGCUGGUUUGAUUCUGGUGGAGUUCCUGCUUCAACAGGCAUUAACGUACGUGACAUCUAUGGACCACAGAUCUGGAGGAGUGCUGCCAUGUCUGAAUCCGAUGCUUUUAUGCUUUUAUAAAAGCUGCUUGUUUAAGGAUUAAUUUUUUUUGAAGAUUGUAAAUAUUCAUCUUGUAAAUCAGAGUGCACAAUUUUUUCAGGAGUGACAAAUUGUCGGAGAUAUGUUCUUUUCACUCAGUGUUUUAUGUUGGGGAUUUUAAUAAGGAUGCUGUAUUUUAUUCCUGCUUCCCGACGAAUUGUGUGUUUGUAGAUUGUUUCUUUUAGGCUGAAAAUUUCAUUUAUUU